This is a messenger RNA of Lolium rigidum, 1940 nucleotides long. Its product is annotated as protein WVD2-like 7. The record is from RefSeq and is a predicted model, not a curated record. Lineage: Eukaryota; Viridiplantae; Streptophyta; Magnoliopsida; Poales; Poaceae. The transcript is spliced from 9 exons. The coding region runs from base 1 to 1698 and encodes 565 amino acids.
AUGGCUGCUGAGGUUGGGCAGCCGUUCAGUGGAUGGUCACACUCAGAUUUGCCUUACAACGACCACUCCACACAGGUAGAUGAUUCAGUUCAGCAAAUGGUACUUGAUCAUGGUUCUGUAUCAUUUGGUAGAUUUGCUGGGGAGUCUUUGUCAUGGGAAAACAGAUCAGUGUUUGAACACAACAGACGUCAUGAGGAGAUAAACAAACUCACCAUGCCUGGUUUAGUUGCACAAAAGAAGGCAUUUUUUGAAGAAUAUUACAAGAAGAAGGCCCGGAAAGCUAUGCAUCUCACUGAAGCGACAUCUGAAGAAAUGAGUGAUGACAACACUCUGGACCAUAGCAGGCAGGACGACAAAGCACAUGCAGUUGUUUCUGAAGAUCCUAUGACUACUGCUCCAAGCUCCAUCUCUCAACCAUCUAUUGGAGUGAGCUCAUCAGAUGAGAAGGAAUGCCAUAGACCUCAUGUGCUAGGAUACGUGACAUUUAAUCCUCUGUUUUCGCGGAUAUCAGGGUCACAAGGUAUUCAACAUGAAGAGACAUCUAGUACUGGUCAACAGCAAUAUGUCGAUGGCGAGUUUCAGUGUGCAACACGCACAAGUAGUAACCAUGGGCUCAACCACGAAACCUUGGAGAGAAAGGUUCUUGCACCAAAGCAUGUGAUUUCAACUGAUUAUGGUGAAAGUAAUGUUGCUGCGUCAAGAAUUGUGUUGCCAAUAGCAAGUUUACACUCAAAAGGUCUGAAAGUGGGUCUUGAGAAACAGGAGCCAAGAAAGAACAUAGCGCCAGUGGUAACUAAUAGGUUCACAAAGGAGGCCAAGGACCCAUCAAGUUCUCUUAUCCAAAUCCCUAGGGUUGAUUCAAGAAGAAACUCAGAAAACAGGAACUCUGAAGGCCUGAAGGAUCCUUUCUACAAGAGGGUUGAGAUGAAAUUGCGUGCCUUGUCUGAUAGGAUGAGUGCGGAUAGAGCUGCUGCCUCUUCUAAAUCAGCUUCAUGUCAGCCUGCCACAGGACCUUCUUCAUACCCAAACGCUGAUAGAGCUGCGACUUCUUCCAGAUCUGCCUUGUGCCAGAACACUGAUAGAGUUCGUGCAUCAUCUGCACAAGCUUCUCCCAACUCUCUUAAAGAACGUGCAGCAACUGUUCCUCAUACAAAUUUGUACAACAAAAAGUUGCAUGUUUCUCAUGUUGCUUCUAGUAACCACAUCAGUACUGGGAGGUUGGCUGCUAAAAGCUCUGUUAUGCCCAAGUCCUCUCAAAAUAACACAAAACCCUUCCAGAGUGCUCAGGUCGCAUCGAAAAGAGCAACAGGUCUUACAAGUACAAGCAAUGUUUCACAGAACAAAAGGAAGCAGCUGAGCACACCUGCGGCAUCAGAUGAAAGUAAACGGAAUAGAGGAUUGAUGCGCAUAUCUGCAUCCACAAGUGCAAGUAGCUAUGACAACAUUCGUCCUGCCAAAGCUGCGAAGGCACCAAGGAUCUCAAAUGGGCAAAACACAAUGAAGACGGAAAAUGUGAAAAAGUCAACGUAUGGAAGUCAUCCUACUGAAGGAACCACUGUUUUGCUAAAACGUACUGUAAACUGCAAUGAACAAAACAGAAAGGUAAUCUCAUCACGGGUUGGCACUCCCUCAUCUAGCAUGAAAAACAAGCUGACGUGUAAGAGCAAGCCAAGACAAGAGAGGCCCCGUUGGCGAUGACGCACCAUUGCUCAGCCGUUCCUGAACAGUUUCUGAAACACAAUAUUUUCCGAGGCCUUGGCACGAUCACUGGUGGGUUUGGUAAGGGCUUUCCUGAAGCUCGGCAUAGACAAGGCUGUCCAAGGGCUUUCCUGAAGCUUGGCAUAGGCAAGGCUGUCCAAGGGCUUUCCUGAAGCUCAGCAUAUAAUUUAGGCUGUCCAAGGGCUUUCCUGAAGUUCAGCAUGGUUACCUAUAUGUUAGCC